This is a messenger RNA of Microthlaspi erraticum, 390 nucleotides long. The record is from the annotation of a GenBank genome assembly. Lineage: Eukaryota; Viridiplantae; Streptophyta; Magnoliopsida; Brassicales; Brassicaceae.
AUGAAGGAAGAACUCAAGGGAUCUAUCCAGGUCUACGCUCCCAUGAGGAGCAUCUCGAAACACAACUCAGAUUUGGCAAAGUUCAUUGGGAUUCUUACGACGUUUCUCGUCUCUGGUCUGUUUUACGAGCUUAUAUUCUUCUAUACAACUCGUAUGACGCCUUCAGGUAAGAUCACUUUCUUAUACGUGUUGCAUGGGAUGUAUACUGCGUCGGUAGUGACGGCAGUGUGGAAACCGGGUGGAUGGCUGUGGGCGGUGAGAGCAGCGAUGGCGUUUAUGGUAGUCACCUUUGGUUGGCUCUACUACCCUCAGAUUAACAGAGCUACAAAAUACAACACACCCAUGAAACCUUGUCCUUCUUUAAUUUCUUCGGCCACAAGCAAUCUCUGA